UGGAUAACAUGCCGGUCACCUGGUGUUAUGAUGUUGAAGAUGGACAGAAGUUCUGUAAUCCUGGGUUCCCAAUAGGCUGUUUUGUUACAGAAGUUGGUCAGCCUAAAGACGCAUGUGUGGUCAAUUCUAACUUUAAUAAAAGGAAUUCUUUUUACAUCUUUAACCACGUGGACAUCACCAUCUAUUACCAUAUUGUGGAGCAUGAGCAACUCGGGGCACGAUUGGUUGCUGCCAAGAUUGAACCCAAAAGCUAUGAACACCCUAACGAUCAAAGCCCUGAUUGCUCUGGGGGCCCAAAGUUCCUGAAAAACAAACUCACAGGGAUGUUCAAGAUCACUUACACCUACUCUGUUAACUUUGUGGAAGACAAGACUAUUCGCUGGGCAUCUCGAUGGGACUACAUCCUGGAGUCAAUGCCUCACACUAACAUCCAGUGGUUCAGCAUAAUGAACUCCUUGGUUAUUGUGUUGUUCCUGUCUGGAAUGGUGGCCAUGAUCAUGUUGAGGACUCUCCAUAAAGAUAUCGCCAGAUAUAAUCAGAUGGACUCUGUGGAAGAUGCUCAGGAGGAGUUUGGGUGGAAGCUAGUUCAUGGAGAUGUUUUUCGACCUCCCAGGAAGGGGAUGCUGCUAUCAGUUUUCCUCGGCUCUGGAACCCAGAUCUUCAUUAUGACCUUUGUCACACUUUGUAUGUCUUUGCUACUCCAUCUCCUGAAGGACGUGCUGGCUUUGGAUGACUUACCGCUGGUGGACCGCGCUCAUAGAGCUCUACGAAGGCGCCCAGACGACACAGGACCUCCUCGGGCGUUGGUGAAGAUCUGCAUCUUUCCCGACUUCACCCCCGAUGUGGCGAGACGCAGAGCUGCUUUUAACGGUGUUAGAGCACUUCUUCGGGACAAGCCAGGAGUGCGGUAUGGACUUUUAUAUCCCGCAAAGCUGAGAGUGACUUUCAGAGGAACAGAAUCAAUGUUCACGGAUGCGAAAGAAGCCCAGAGGUUCGCGGAGCAACACUUCGGCACGGGUGGAGAUGAUGCAGGCGUCCCCGCGGCGGACACCUGA
Messenger RNA from Archocentrus centrarchus (flier cichlid), 1055 nucleotides. Its product is annotated as transmembrane 9 superfamily member 2-like. The record is from RefSeq and is a predicted model, not a curated record. Gene Ontology annotation, biological process: protein localization to membrane. Gene Ontology annotation, cellular component: membrane. The transcript is spliced from 8 exons. The coding region runs from base 9 to 1055 and encodes 348 amino acids. Lineage: Eukaryota; Metazoa; Chordata; Actinopteri; Cichliformes; Cichlidae.